Zingiber officinale is the source of this 1039-nucleotide messenger RNA. RefSeq names its product ubiquinol oxidase 2, mitochondrial-like. Gene Ontology annotation, cellular component: mitochondrion. The record is from RefSeq and is a predicted model, not a curated record. Gene Ontology annotation, molecular function: alternative oxidase activity. The transcript is spliced from 4 exons. The coding region runs from base 21 to 965 and encodes 314 amino acids. Lineage: Eukaryota; Viridiplantae; Streptophyta; Magnoliopsida; Zingiberales; Zingiberaceae. Gene Ontology annotation, biological process: alternative respiration.
UUUCCCCGUUCCAGAAAGCCAUGAACGGCGCGACUUCUCGGUUGGCCCGCCGCGUCUUCUCUGCGGGCUCCGCCGGCAUCGCGGCGGCGCGACGAGCACCUAACGGAUCCACGUGGCUGUCUGCGUCGCCGCGCCUGCUUAGCACGGCCGCGUCGGCCGGCGGCGUCCGCGGCGAGGUGACUGCCGCGCCCCACGGGGAGGAGAAGACUGUCGCCAGCUACUGGGGGGUGGCGCCUGCGAAGCUGCUCAAGGAGGACGGCACCGAGUGGAAGUGGAAUUGCUUUAAGCCAUGGGACACGUACUCUUCCGACCUCUCCAUCGACCUGAAAAAGCACCACGUGCCGACCACGUUGGGGGAGAAGAUGGCUCUCGGGCUCGUGAAGGCCCUCCGAGUACCGACGGAUAUUUUCUUCAAUAGGAGGUACGGUUGCCGGGCGAUGAUGCUGGAGACGGUGGCGGCCGUGCCGGGGAUGGUGGGCGGGUUGGUGCUGCACCUGCAGUCGCUGCGGCGGUUCGAGCAGAGCUGCGGGUGGAUCCGGGCGCUGCUGGACGAGGCGGAGAACGAGCGGAUGCACCUGAUGACGUUCAUGGAGUUGGCGAAGCCGCGGUGGUACGAGCGUACGCUGGUGGUGGCGGUGCAGGGCGUCUUCUUCAACGUCUACUUCGCGACGUACCUGCUCUCGCCCAAGCUGGCGCACCGCAUGGUGGGAUACCUGGAGGAGGAGGCCAUCCACUCCUACACGGAGUUCCUCAAGGACUUGGAGGCCGGCGAGAUCGAGAACGUGCCGGCUCCUGCCAUAGCCAUCGACUACUGGCGCCUCCCGGCGGGCGCCACCCUCAAGGACGUCGUCACGGUCGUCCGCGCCGACGAGGCCCACCACCGCGACGUCAACCACUUCGCCUCCGAUAUCCAUUACCAGGGACGUGAGCUGAGAGAGCUGCCGGCUCCGGUCGGCUAUCAUUGAUGAUGGAAGGAUGGAAGGGGCCGCUAUAUAUAUAUAUAUAUAUAUAUUGAUGAUGGAAGGAUGGAAGGGGCCGC